AUGUCUGCAUUAUUUAAUUUUCGUUCCCUUUUGCAAGUGAUAUUGCUGCUGAUUUGUUCAUGUUCUUAUGUUCAUGGGCAGUGGCCGUCUCUCCUAGAUCGUUAUAAAAAUCAUGAGGUUUUGGGUGCCUUCUGGAAAAUGGCACGUGUUGGUGAAAGGGCCAGUCCAUAUGUUAGUUUAGCGUGUAUUUUGAUGGCCAUCAGUCAAUUCAACAGCUGA
Messenger RNA from Saccharomyces paradoxus, 219 nucleotides. RefSeq names its product Ksh1p (gene KSH1). The coding region runs from base 1 to 219 and encodes 72 amino acids. Gene Ontology annotation, biological process: protein secretion; intracellular transport. The transcript has a single exon. NCBI's taxonomy places the organism in Eukaryota, Fungi, Ascomycota, Saccharomycetes, Saccharomycetales, Saccharomycetaceae. The record is from RefSeq and is a predicted model, not a curated record.